Molecule: messenger RNA, 1530 nt
Organism: Lolium rigidum
Lineage: Eukaryota; Viridiplantae; Streptophyta; Magnoliopsida; Poales; Poaceae
Product: ent-kaurene oxidase 2-like
Exons: 8
Coding region: 1-1530 (509 amino acids)
Biological process (GO): gibberellin biosynthetic process
Cellular component (GO): chloroplast outer membrane; endoplasmic reticulum
Molecular function (GO): iron ion binding; ent-kaurene oxidase activity; heme binding
Source: RefSeq, a predicted model, not a curated record
AUGGAGGCACUGCUGGCGGCGCUCGCCGCGGCCGACUGGGCCGCGGUGGCUGCCGUGGGCGGGCUGGUUGUGGUCAUCAUUCUCGCCGCCAAGGCUGGCCUCGCAAUGGGACACAAGGACCGCACCAACGGACCCCCAGUUGUUCCCGGUUUACCAAUUAUUGGAAAUCUACAUCAACUGAAAGAAAAGAUGCCUCAUAAGACCUUUGCAAAAUGGUGUGAUAUUUAUGGGCCAAUAUAUACUAUAAGGACUGGAAUUUCUUCAGUUGUUGUGCUCAACUCAGCAGAAGUAGCCAAGGAGGCAAUGGUUGCAAAGUUCUCAUCUAUAUGUACUCGAAAGCUAUCUAAAGCAUUGUCAGUGCUCACUCGUGAUAAAACUAUGGUUGCUACAAGUGACUAUGGGGACUUCCACAUAAUGGCAAAACGGCAUAUCAUGGCGGGUGUGUUGGGUUCUUCUGCUCAGAGAAAAUUUCGGAAUACAAGGGACAUGAUGAUUGAGAACAUGCUAAGAACAUACCAUAAAUUGGUGACUGAUGACCCAAAUGCUCCUCAGAACUUCAGAGAAGUUUUCAAGGCUGAGCUAUUCCGCUUGUCAGUGAUCCAGAGCUUAGGUGUGGAUGUGAGCUCAGUCUAUGUCAAGGAGUUCGAGAGGGAGGUAUCAAAGGAGGAAAUCUACCAGACCAUAGUGGUUGACAUGAUGAUGUGUGCAAUUGAUGUUGACUGGAGGGACUUCUUCCCGUACCUCCGUUGGAUCCCAAACACGAGCUUCGAAACAAGAGUUCUGAGAACGGAAUCUAGGCGAACCGCGGUGAUGCGGGCAUUGAUCCAUCAACAGAAGAAAAGAAUUGCGUGCGGAGAGGCGAAGGUCUGCUAUCUAGAUAUAUUGCUGGCAGAGAACACGCUGACAGACGAGCAACUGACGAUGAUGGCGUGGGAGGAAAUCAUAGAGUCUGCAGAUACCACUUUGGUCACCACCGAGUGGGCUAUGUAUGAGCUUGCCAAGAACCCAGAAAAACAGGAUCGUCUCUACCGGGAGAUCCAAGAUGUCUGCGGCGACGAGAUGGUCACAGAGGAUCAUCUGCCUCGGCUGGCGUACCUGAACGCCGUGUUCCACGAGACAUUGCGGCGCCAUUCUCCUGUCCCGCUGAUACCUCCGAGGUUUGUCCAUGAGAACACCAAGCUUGCCGGCUACGACAUCCCAGGCGGUACGGAGAUCAUCAUCAACCUGUACGGAUGCAACAUGAACAAGGAGGACUGGAAGGAGCCCGAGGAGUGGAGGCCGGAGAGGUUCAUGGAGGGGAGUUUCGAGGACGCGGACAUGUACAAAACCAUGUCGUUCGGCGCCGGGAGGAGGGCCUGCGCAGGGGCCCUGCAGGCGACGACCAUCUCGUGCACGGCCAUCGCGCGGUUCGUGCAGGAGUUCCGAUGGAGGCUAAAGGAGGGCGACGAGGACAAGGUGGACACCGUUCAGCUCACAAGCUACAAGCUCCACCCGCUUUAUGUGUAUCUCACACCGAGAGUGGGGAAGUGA